Molecule: messenger RNA, 225 nt
Organism: Paraglomus brasilianum
Lineage: Eukaryota; Fungi; Glomeromycota; Glomeromycetes; Paraglomerales; Paraglomeraceae
Source: the annotation of a GenBank genome assembly
AUGCGCGAAAAUCAAGUUCGCAGCAUGGCUCGCUUUUCACAAGCCGCCGAUCUUAAAAAUGCGAGCGACGAAUACAAACAAAGUAUAGAGCUUGCAUUAAAGACCAUAUAUUCGAGCAAUUUGGAGGACGCAUUAGAUGAAUUUAUGGGCUACAAUCGUUGCAUGGCCUGGGUCACUGCCAAAUCACAGCUUCGACUUUUACCUCACAGUGGGUCUGGGGAGUAG